Molecule: messenger RNA, 3326 nt
Organism: Mus pahari (shrew mouse)
Lineage: Eukaryota; Metazoa; Chordata; Mammalia; Rodentia; Muridae
Gene: Ccdc149
Product: coiled-coil domain containing 149
Exons: 12
Coding region: 131-1702 (523 amino acids)
Source: RefSeq, a predicted model, not a curated record
CGGCGGCGCGGAGGCUCGGAGGUGCCUGGCCCUCUCCGGGCUGCGCGGGGCCUGGGUGGCGGCGGCGACAGGAGCCGGAGGAGGAGAAGGGAGGCGGCUGUGCAGCCCGCCCGCGCAAGCCGGAGGGGACAUGGACGGCGAUCGGACCGAGAGCGACUGGCAGGGGCUGGUGAGCGAGUACCUGGUGUGUAAACGGAAGCUGGAGAGCAAGAAGGAGGCUCUGCUGAUCCUCUCCAAGGAGCUGGACACCUGCCAGCAGGAGAGGGACCAGUACAAGCUCAUGGCCAAUCAGCUGCGAGAACGACAUCAGUCCCUGAAGAAGAAGUAUCGGGAGCUGAUUGAUGGAGAUCCAUCACUUCCCCCUGAAAAGAGGAAGCAGGCUAAUCUCGCGCAGCUGCUGAGAGAAUCGCAGGACAGGAAUAAACAUCUGGGAGAAGAGAUGAAAGAACUUCGGCAGAGGCUCGGCGAGGUCCAGGGUGACAAUAAGCUGUUGAGGAUGACGAUUGCUAAACAAAGGCUCGGAGAUGAAGAGAUUGGCAUGAGGCACUUUGCGGCCCAUGAGCGGGAAGACUUGGUUGAGCAGCUGGAGCGGGCUAAGGAACAGAUAGAGUCCUUAGAGCAUGACCUACAGGCCUCAGUGGAUGAACUCCAGGAUGUUAAGGAAGAGCGGGCUUCCUACCAGGACAAAGUGGACAGGCUGAACCAGGAGCUCAACCACAUCCUGGGUGGUCAUGAGAACCGUAUUAUCGAUGUGGAUGCACUGUGCAUGGAGAACAGAUAUCUCCAGGAGAGACUGAAACAACUCCACGAGGAAGUCAGCCUUCUGAAAUCGAACAUCACCAAGUAUAAGAAUGCUCUCGAGAGACGGAAAACCUCCAAGAGCCAAGGCAAAUCCAGCAGUAGUGCUCUGACUGGGGUCUUGUCUGCAAAGCAAGUUCAGGAUCUGCUCUCUGAAGACCAUGGGUGCAGCCUCCCAGCUACUCCUCAGUCCAUCGCUGACCUGAAGUCUCUGGCCACUGCCCUGCUGGAGACGAUCCAUGAGAAAAAUAUGGUCAUUCAACAUCAGAGGCAAACCAACAGGAUCCUAGGGAAUCGAGUGGCAGAGCUGGAAAAGAAACUACGGACUCUGGAAGUUUCUGGCUUGUGGAGUCUUCCAGGGGGCAAGGACACCAUACUGCUCAGUGACCAGACUCUCCCCAUCAUACAGAGGUCAAAGUCCCCACUGUUGAAAUUUGUGGAACAGUCCACUGGGGACAAGGAGAGUGCCAGAGAUGGGGAGAUUCAGAAGCAGGAGGAUGAAAGCUGCACAGCUGCCGAGGCGCUGACAGAGCCUGAGGAUGCUGGAAAGCCUGCUGUCAGCUCCGCAGCCCCGCUGAGCAACGUGAACCAGCUCUUGGACUUUCAUCAUUCUCCCGUACCCCAGCCACCUUCAGAAGAAGUCAACACGGUGGGGAGGGAGAGCAUUCGAGUGACUGAUGGGCAGGAGGCUGCAGACCUGGAGGAGGUCCCAAGGGAGGCUCCCACGGAGGACCAGAGGUGUGAGCCGGGGCUGUCCCCAUCUAGCCUGGCCUCCCAGGAGGAAUGCACCACAACUCUCCAGGACCGCUUGCCUUCCACACAGCCAGAGGUCAGAGCAUCCGGUGUGGGAGGUGACAGAGGCAUCUCAGAGGGUGGAGACACACGAAGCCCUGUGCAUACAUGAGGGGGAGAGAGACUGACAGGGUGACACACUGAAGGCACCAGGGACAGCGAGGAAAGGCUGAGGCCUCGGAACAGUCACAUCCAAGCCCCUUUCCGCUAAACACCUACCUUUCCUGUCUACAAACGAGAGAACACUCUGAUCCUGCUGCGAGCUGGGAACACCCAAUGGUGCCAGCUCUGUCUGAUUUAUUAAAGCUGGCCUGUGAGCUUCUCAGUGUCACCUCUGUCUGCUGAAGACGUGCCGCUGUGAACAUGGCCGGGCACGGGAAUCGUGGUUGCCAUAUGGCUGCCUUUCUGCACCCUUCUUCCUGUCAGCAUUUGUUUUAUUAGAGAGAAGAUGUUUUUCUAUUAGCAUUUAAUGUUGUCCAUCAAGAUGAUAGGACAAGCUAGGAAAGCAGGGGGCUUUUUUUUUUUUUCUCCCCCUGGGUCUCAAUCUUGGGAAUAGCUAGGUGGCUGGAAGGAAAGAUGUAAUUGGAUGAAAUAUGUUCAUGAGGCCAUGGGUGCACUUUGUCAUGUAGUGGUCUCCGAGGAUCCCCCAGCAAUGGGGAGGCUUGGCACUCAGUGUUUCACAGUGGCAGGCAGGAGGGAUGAGAGUGGGCUGGGAAAGGGAGGCUGCAGGUCAAAGAGGCUGUUUGCUGACUGAGUGCAGAUCUGAGCCUGAUCUGGAGGGAUAGGUAACAAGCGGCUGCCAGGAGCAGGGGACAUUUUAGUGGUGAUCUGAUUUUUGCGUUAUUGUUAUUUAGGUGAUAGAAAUACUAGCCAUCUUUACCCAGCCCAAGCUUCGUAUAGGAUGGUGUGGUUAUCUGAGGUUUGGGAAAAGCUUAAUGUUGCCCCAGUUCCUUACAGCACUGAAGAAGCCGAAAGCAUUCACUCCAUCAAUAAAAUUUUGCAUCUAGGCCCCCAGAGGCCAGAAUUGAUCUCAGAAACUCCAGCUAGAAAGAACUCAGAGGAGAAAUGUGUCCCCAUUCAUCGUAAACCCUGUCUGUGCCCUGGGACUCUCUGGGACAAGGACAAACCGUCUGAUGGGAGCCCCAGUGCCCUGUUUAUCCCUCUGUAUUUCAGACUGUCCCCUGCCCCUGAAGGCCAGCCCUUUAGGGAAGGAGGCCCUGAGGCUGCAAGUUUACACAGGCCAGUAGUCCCGGAGGUGCCUUUUGCUAUGGAUGGGGGCCACAGCUAUUUUGUAGGUGCCUAUGGUCAGUAGUGCUGCAUAGGACACCAGAAUGGCUAAGGGAAACCCAGCCAGAUGUGACUCAGAAAAAAAGAAACUAAACACUCUCAUCUCCCAGAAGUUCUGGUUUGGACACGCAUCCAACAGGUACACUUCUUUGUGGCCAUUCAGCACUUUCGAGUAAGGGGGGUUUAUAGUAAACUCUAGCACAGUCUAGUAGGGCAAGAAGCUACAGUGAGCCCCAGGGUCUGUGCUCUAGGGAGCCAGGAUAAUAAGGGUCCAUAGUUUGAGCUCAAUAUAUACAUCCAGCACAGGAGGCACCUGUGUUAUCAGGUGGAGUGAGCCAUUAAGCUGAUGUUGUUAUAUAUAUGUAACUAUGACAACAACAUCCCCACUUCUGCUGUGUCUACCCAGCAUGGUUCUUCUACUCUGUAGACAUUAAAGAGAGUCCAGUCAC